UCCAAUAUAUCUGAAAUAUAUCUCCUUUCACAAAAAAAAAAAAAAAAAAAAUCCGACGCCUAAAGGUAUUUUCUGCAUCCAACGAUGGCAGCUAUAGCUACUAGUGUUAACAUUGCAACCCAACGAGGCGUCGUCACCAGCGAGAAUCGUCCGGUUCGUCUCAUCGGUCCGGUCCGUUUGAACAAUCCGUGGAAUCUUGGUUCAAGAACAACGAACCGGAUGGUGAAAAUUAGACCGGUUAAAGCAACGCCAGAAGGAGGGAUAACAGAUAAAGUGGAGAAGAGCAUUAAGGAAGCAGAGGAGACUUGUGCAGGCGACCCAGUGAGCGGAGAGUGUGUAGCUGCGUGGGACGAGGUGGAGGAGCUUAGCGCAGCUGCUAGCCACGCUAGAGACAAGAAGAAAGCUGGUGGCUCGGACCCUCUGGAGGAAUACUGCAAAGAUAAUCCCGAGACUAACGAGUGUCGUACUUACGACAACUGAAUCAUGUUCCCCAUUUCCCGCAUAUUCCAAAUCUUUUGUUCUUGUCAAUUUGGUAUUCAGAUACGAUAUGAAUGCUGUCUUUGAGACUUAAAAUAGCUCCUAAAAACACAUUGUAAGAUUCCUAAGCGAAAUUCGAACAAAUCAUCAUUAUAUCA
Messenger RNA from Eutrema salsugineum, 635 nucleotides. Its product is annotated as calvin cycle protein CP12-2, chloroplastic. The coding region runs from base 85 to 480 and encodes 131 amino acids. The transcript has a single exon. Gene Ontology annotation, biological process: negative regulation of reductive pentose-phosphate cycle. Lineage: Eukaryota; Viridiplantae; Streptophyta; Magnoliopsida; Brassicales; Brassicaceae. The record is from RefSeq and is a predicted model, not a curated record. Gene Ontology annotation, cellular component: chloroplast.